AUGACAGAUCGUAAGGAAGUGGCCGUAGAACAAGACGCAAAGUCCCUCGAGGCUGGUGCGCCAGAAGUUCCUUCACAAACACCAAAUGACCAGACCAUGGAGCAGCUGGAUAUAUUCGAAGCCCCCAAAAUCCGCACCAAAUUGCGUAUUAUCGCUAUCAUGAUCGCGCUCAAUCUCGUCCUCUUCGUAGGGGCACUCGAUCAAACUAUUGUCGCAACUUCUAUACCCACAAUCUCGGCAGCUCUGCACUCGGCUGCAGGCUAUACCUGGAUCGGAGGGGCGUACCUGUUAGCCAAUGCCGCUACAGCGCCCAUGUGGGCCAAGUUCAGCGAUAUCUGGGGCCGUAAGCCUGUUCUCCUUGGGGCGGUAAUAUUCUUUGCCAUUGCGAGCAUCAUUGCAGCACUGAGUAAGAACAUGGAGAUGUUAAUCGCUGCACGAGCACUGCAAGGCGCAGCUGGUGGAGGUCUUAUGCAAUUAGUCUUCAUUGUCAUCUCGGACCUCUUCAGUAUACGCACCCGCGCGUUAUAUCUCGGUAUGAUGGGGUUCACCUGGGCACUUGCAGGAUCAGCCGGUCCGCUUAUCGGUGGAGCGUUCACCGAACUUGUUUCUUGGAGGUGGUGCUUCUGGAUAAAUCUGCCUCUCUGCGGCCUGUCUUUCAUACUCUUGCUGCUUUUCCUGGAUGUACACAACCCACGCACAAAGCUAAGAGAGGGUAUCGUGGCCGUUGACUGGCUGGGCACAAUCUGCAUUCUAGCGGUGACUUUACUAUUACUCUUGGGACUGGACUUCGGGGGCGCAAUAUUCCCCUGGAGCAGUCCGAAGAUCAUCUGCCUGAUCGUGUUCGGAACAGCAAUGAUCGGCUUUUUCGUGUUCAGUGAGAAACGACUAGCCAAGUACCCGCUGAUGCCUCUCAGCAUAUUCAGCAACUGGUCCAACAACGCAAUCAUCCUCGUCGCUUUCGCACACAGCAUGGUCGCUAUCGGUGUUGAAUUUUACCUCCCGCUGUACCUGCAAAGCGUGAAGCAAGCCUCACCACUCCGCAGCGGUAUCCUCAUAAUACCCAUGAUGAUAACUGAAGCGGCCGUGGACAUUCUAUCCGGAAUAUUGAUCUCUCGAACAGGUCGCUACAGAGAAAUCACCUGGGCCGGGUUAGCACUCAUGACCUUGGGAACGGGCUUAUAUAUCAACCUCGGAAUCGACACCCCGGUAGCAAGGAUCAUUGGGUUUGAGAUCAUCGGCGGUAUCGGCACCGCACUUCUCUUCCAAACACCUGUCAUCGCCAUCCAGAAUACGGUCAGUCAGGCCGAUACCGCCUCCGCUACGGCGACUAUGAGUUUUCUCCGCAAUCUGGCGACAUCCUUGUCCAUCGUGCUUGGUGGUGUUAUAUUCCAAAAUGGUAUGGCCUCUCGUCAUUCAUUGCUGGUGGACGCUGGCCUUAGUGGAUCUGUCCUCGAAGCCUUAUCUGGUGAUCAUGCAGCGGCGAAUGUCGAGAUCAUCAAGUCUAUCCAGGAACCGGCGCAGCGUCGCGCAGCGCAGGGUGCUUAUGCUUGGAGCUUGCGGAAUAUAUUUAUUAUGUAUACGUCUGUGGCGGCCGUUGGGUUAGUGGCGGGUGCUUUUAUCAAGCAACGACAUAUGAGCUCGGAGCAUACUGAGACGAAGACUGGGAUACAGCAGUUGACGAAGCGUGAAUCUGCGAACUGGACGAGAGUUGGCGAAGAAGGAGCUGAAGUAGGUGUUUGCGUUUUUGCUUCCAGAUGA
Molecule: messenger RNA, 1758 nt
Organism: Aspergillus oryzae RIB40
Lineage: Eukaryota; Fungi; Ascomycota; Eurotiomycetes; Eurotiales; Aspergillaceae
Product: MDR family MFS transporter
Exons: 3
Coding region: 1-1758 (585 amino acids)
Biological process (GO): transmembrane transport
Molecular function (GO): transmembrane transporter activity
Source: RefSeq, a predicted model, not a curated record